This is a messenger RNA of Hippocampus comes (tiger tail seahorse), 1745 nucleotides long. Its product is annotated as intermediate filament protein ON3-like. Gene Ontology annotation, cellular component: keratin filament. NCBI's taxonomy places the organism in Eukaryota, Metazoa, Chordata, Actinopteri, Syngnathiformes, Syngnathidae. The transcript has 9 exons. Bases 103 to 1365 code for a protein of 420 amino acids. The record is from RefSeq and is a predicted model, not a curated record.
UCCCCACUUUAAAUGAAGGUGAGCCGGUGAGCUCAACCCAUCCUGCACCGAUAUUUAGUUCUCACGUGUUGUGCGUAAUCUCGCAGUCCUCGGCGCCUCGCGAUGUCCAAAGGCAAAAAUUACAGCAGCCAGUCGUACACCCCCAGCGGUAGCUCGACGCCAGACCGAAGCAACCCGAGAAACAACGUUUCCUCGGUGGGCAAGUUCAGGGAGAAGGACGACAUGGUGGGACUCAAUGACAAGUUCGUCAGGUUGAUUGAAAAGGUGAAACACCAGGAGGCUGAAAACAAAAAACUGGACACAAAGUUGAAGAUCCUCCAAGGCCAGGAGGCUUAUGAGGGCAAAAUUGAGGGCGUGGUGAAGCAACUGGAGGAGGAACUGAAGCAACAGAUUGACAAAUUACUUAGUGACCAUGCGAAACUGGAGGAUGAGCUCUUUCGGAAUCAGGAGGAGGUGGAGAACAGCAAGAAGAGGUAUGAGGAUGAGUUGCUGAAGAAAGCCGAACUGGAGAAUGAAUUUAUAGUCACCAAAAAGGAUGCUGAUGAAGGUCACUUGGAAGCUGUCAAUUUGGCUCUGGAAUUGGAAGAUCUGAUCGGCCAGCUGGAUUUCCUCAGGGUCGGCUAUGAGGAGGAGAUCAAAGAGCUGGAAUCUCAAAUCCAUAACGAGACAGUGGUCAUACGAGAAAACAGCAAGCGGUUUCUGGACAUGAAUGAGAUUGUCGAGAAUGUCAAGAGUCAGUACGCCAACAUCGCUGCUCGCACCAGGGAGGAAGCCGAGCACUGGAACCAGAAGAAUAUGGAUGUGAUGGUUUUGAAAGCGGGCCAGCGAGAGCAAGAAUUGAGGGAUAUACGGAAAGAGAUCUCAGACAUGGUGCGCUUAAUCCAGAGGCUGAAUGGAGACCUGGAUGCUCUCAAAAGAAAGGAAGAGUCUCUGAAGAAAGACAUCAAUAAUGCAAUCAUGGAAGGCGACGAAAGCUUGGAGAGGGCCAGCAAGGACAUCGCCCAGCUGGAGGAGGCCCUGAAGCGCGCCAAGCACGACUUGGCCGGCCAGAUCCGAGAGCACCAAGAGCUGAUGAACCUCAAGCUGGCCCUGGAUAUUGAGAUCACCACCUAUCACAAGCUGCUGGAAGGCGAGGAGCUGAGAAUGAACAAACUCAUACGUACCUCAGACCUUCAGCGCCUUCCCCAGCGAGGAGCACGUGAGAAGCCGCAAGCCCCAAAACCAACCACUAUCAUCACACCUUACCUCAUCCAAGCAGCAAGUCCCCAAGCCGAGAGACGGGUGCUCAUCAAGGUGCACGUGGAGGCAGGGAGAGUGGUGGCCCAAAGUUCCCAUUACACAGAUGAUUACAAGAGCCCAGAAUGAAUCAGGGAAUCAUCAUGCAUCAGUGUCGUGCUAAGAAAUCGGAUGGACAUUUUUGGGAGCAUUUUUUUUAAACAUAUAAUGUCAUCGGGAGUUUUUGCUUCAUAAAUAAGAAAAAAAAAUAUGUGUUCAGUUCUAUUAAUUUUGGCAGUAAGGCAGUAUUUGUUUAUGAUUAUGAUUGAUUUGGCAAAAUGUGGAAUAUGGCUCUAAUAAGUCUUUGUGACAUGUGUUCUUCCAGUGUGGAAAACAUAUUUGUACAUGGACUAAACAUGCUGGAGGAACACCCAGAUCCCAUGAGGGUAUCCCAUCUCUCCUCACGCCAUGCAUAAUUUCAGACCUUGUUUGCGACUAAUUUCAUUAAAGUCUGCCCUUUCUCCUCGGUC